Messenger RNA from Myzus persicae (green peach aphid), 4401 nucleotides. Its product is annotated as protein pygopus. The record is from RefSeq and is a predicted model, not a curated record. The coding region runs from base 2166 to 3686 and encodes 506 amino acids. The transcript is spliced from 3 exons. Lineage: Eukaryota; Metazoa; Arthropoda; Insecta; Hemiptera; Aphididae.
AUAUAAUACAAUAUCAAUUAGAUACUAAUUUAACCAUGUGUACUCUUAUUAAUUAUAUGUUGAUCAAUUACCUACAAAAACCUACAAAAUAUCUACAAUCUGAACUCUCUGAAUGGAGGACACUUCCGAAUAAUGGACAAAAUUGCAGUGAUCAAGAGUGUCAGGUAUUUAGAAUUUUCCGAGUAUUAUGAUGCUUCGUGCCACGAUGCACAUUACAUUGUCGUUCUGUAUAACUAGUAUAAUAUGUAAUAUUAUUAUCGUCCAACUUUAAUGAAACAAAAAAUGUGUGCACAUAUUGUUAUUACAUAAAAGGUACUUAUAACUAUUAUUCCAUAAUACCACACGCUGCCGAUUGUUAUAAUAAUUAUCGUAUACAGGCACACGUUUUUCCGCUAAUCGGUGUGACCCAUAUACAGGCAUGCAACAAGUGUCUCAUAAUAUACAACAAAUGAGUGGUUAGUGAAUUUUUUUUCCGAAUAUUAGGCCUUUAGGGUCACCGCCGAAAACUAUUAUUACACUUAAACUUUACACGCAAGUGCAGCAACGCAAAGCUCAUGUACAGAGUGUUUUAGGUUGUUCCGUAUAAACUUUGUGAAUGAAUAAAACACAUUUUCGGCAACGACUAAUAUCGAAUUAAUUGUUACCUAUUUUUAGUUUCACGAAUGCGGGAUAUUAAGGGUAGUUGUGAUAAGAUAUCUGGUUCAGUUUUAGACCCAUAGCAAUGAUAAUAAUUAAUACAUAGCGAGGGUAUUGUCUUCCUCCAAAACCGCUCUUGCUUUGAUAUUUUGAUUUGUCGCCCCGGGGAGUGCAAUUUUUCAUUAAAAUAAUAAUUCAAGAAUUUUUGGGUAGUAAAUCUAAGUGAUUAACAAAAAUAAACUAAAAUAAAUCUUUAAGUAUUGUUAUUUCAACAAAAAAUGAAUUUGAUUUGGCCCAUCAUACUCGUUGUGCAUUUGUAUUAUUGUAACAUUAUUGUAAUAUAUUACGUCGAGUGGGACACCACAAGUACCAUUAUUUUGUAUUAAAAAAGUCUCGAGUAAAAAACGGAAAAUUGGCCUUUUUGAUUUCUGUCUCAGACGAGUGGUUAUAAUAUUCCGAAAGUUUGCGCGGAACUACCUGAAACGUCCUGUAUAAAAACGCGUUUUUAGAAAAACUUUUUUACCAUUUACCUAUUACGCCUACCUAUAUAGCCAAUACGUAUCCGUGCCGUGUCGCGUUCUAAUUGAAUUAUUUUACCGACACGUUUGCAUUUCGUUGUAUUUAUUUAUUUAUUUAUAUAUAUAUAUUAUACACGUUUGUUUGUAUAGGCAGUGCAUUUAAAAUUAUACGCCGCUGUCGUUCUCCGGGAAAAACUAAAACGCGACGAGACGGAGCUAUGGUUUUCCGGGGGGAAAAAACACGCGGAAAAAUGUGAGACACGAUCGACGAUAAUCGAUUGGAAUCGGUGCAAAUACGCAUAUAAUAUACACCGCCAGUCUAAGUUUUCCCCGCGGGCGCGAGUGUUAAAUGUCUCGACUAUCGCAUACGAUUUGUAAGCAGCGCUCGAUCGCACUAAAUCAUUAUUAUUAUUAAUUAUCGUCCGCGGGUACCCGAUGAGUGGAGUUUCGCGCUCGCAGUUUGACGGCGAUCGUCGUCGUCACCGAGUCGUUGUCUGCGAAUUGCGUGCAUUCAUUUUCGUAUUAUAAUAUUAUAAAUCGUAAUAAACAACCGCGAUAAUAAUAUUAUACACGUUUGAUUACAUUCCCCACUAGCAAUUCAGUCGACGUGUUCGUGAUUGUCAUAUUUCUAUUUUUAUUAUUAUUAUUGUCGCACACUGUCGUUUUCUCGUCGGACCGCGUAUCAUGUUAUGAUGUCAUUUUAAUUGUUGUGAAAGUUCACUCUACACUCGAAAUCCGCCACCGCCACUGUGCCGAUCGCGGGUUGCCGACAUCUCGUGCAGGCGGUGGUCGGGUGGGCGACGCCGGAGCGUGGGCGUGCGCUUUUUUACAAUUUUUUUCGCGGCACCGGACCGACCGCCGUCGCCUCCGUCGGCCACACCGGUUUUGGCACUCUUCGUCGUCCGACUAUCGGACGAUUCCUCGUUAAAGGUAUCUGCCAACGAUUUCUACGACUUUACAUAGUUUCAAGCCUCGAAAACAACGAAAAUCUCCAGAAAAAAAUUUGCAGACAUGCGACCGUCCGCGAUGGCGAUCUCUAGGUUUGUCGUCGCCCUUCUGUGCGGUUGUUGCGGGUUUGCGGUGGCUUUGUCGAACGAAAAAAACACCACCAGAGGAGUGGACGAGUUCUUGACGUCCUUGACUCAAAUGAUCGGAACCGUUUUGAACACCGACGCCAGAUAUUCAGGACUGUUCGAGGAUGGAUCUCAAUCGGUCUCUGGUCGGCCCAACCGUCCACCCGCCGCCGAUUACUUCGACACCGGCCGACCACCAUUUCCUGGCCAAGGCGGCAGGCCGUACCCUCCACCAUACCCGGAAAACGGUGGACCGUACCCUCAACCGUACCCGGAAAACGGCGGACCGUACCCCCCACCAUACCCUGGAAACGGAGGACCGUACCCUCCGCCAUUCCGACCCAAUGGGCUCCGUCCAGGUGGUCCAGGCGGCGGCUACCUGCAGCAGAACUCGGUCGUGCAGGCACUGAGUUCCAUAUCGGAACACGACGACCUGAGGUGCGUGCCCAGACUGCUGUGCGAGGUGUCGUCCGGGACCAGGCCCGGUUAUAACCAGCAAUCGGGUUACUACCAGCCACAACAACAACAGCAGUCCUCCAUACCGUUCCUCACCAAGGACGCCCUGAUCACAUUGCUGACCGUGUUGAACUUUGUGGACGACUCACCGCUGCUCAUGUUUGGCCGGGCCGCGUUGUUGGGGUACAACGCCCGGGGCGAUUCCAAGUAUUGCACGACCGCGUAUCCGACCUGCCCCAGAGACCCCGACCAGCUGAUCAACUACCUGAACAACCACAACGGCGGUUUCUUCCGGUUCUUCAACCAACAACUACCGCAGUACGCUCCGCAGUACGUUGCCCACCAACGGCCUCCGUACCCGCAACAUCCUCCAUACCCGGAACAGCCCCCGUAUCCGGGACAACCUCCGUACCCGCAAAGGCCUCCUUACCUGCAAAGGCCCCCGUACCCGGAUCAGCAACAGAACUACGCUCCACAGUACCCGAGGCCGCAACAGCACUUCGGCUACGGGUACAAGUCCCGAGUGGACGACCAACAGAACCCGAGAAUACUCAGCGGGUCGCCGGGUCAGUACUACGACGUGCCUUCGGUCAACGACUUGCAGCUGGAAGGUCCCAGGCCGGCGCCGAUGAGGUUUCCGUCGGCGAUCGAUCACGGCGGCGCCUCGAAUUCUAUCUCGCAGUUCGCGUUCCCGUCCGACCACAACGGCGGCGGCGGGAGUGUUGGAGGUGGAAACCGGCAGGCGAAAAGGGAGAAAAUGAUUUUCCCCGACAGGACCGGCACUGGUGGGCUCAGGGCCGACGUGGACAAGUACGGCAACUACAAAGGCGUGUACUACGCCGACGGUGCGAUCAAGUUUGUCGACGACGCCACCUCGAGCGGCGGCCGACCGUCCACCAUCAGACUUCCUCAGCGGCGACCGGCCGAAGACUUUGACGUGAUCGGCAACAGGUUGCCCUACGAGAGGCGGCACAAGUUUCAGUUUCCCAGGACUACGGAGUGAUGUGCCGGCGAAAGCGGUUCAAUAGGGAUGUGCGCGUGUGGUAUAUCUUGGUAAGGUGCGUUUAAACGAGCAUCCCCUCGCUCCCAACAGCGUUUAACCCCUAUAUUUUUAAUAUUUAUAUAAAAAAAAAACAAUUAUUUAUUUAAGUACAUUAAUACAUUGGUAUUGUACAAUUUUAUAAGGACAUUAAAUUAUUAUCGUACAAUUAAUAUAAUAUAUAACACAAAACUAGAGUAUAAGCACAAUAGUGAAUUUCAGACCCGUUAUAUUAUAAUGUAGGUAAUGUAUGUUUAUAACGGACGUUCUUGUUCGUCAAAUAUGUAGUCAAGCAUUUUCGGAACACUUUAUACAACACAAAAGAUUCGUGAUUGUAAAUAAUAUAAUAAUAUUACCACAAUUCAUUAUACUUAACUAUCUUUGUUUUCGGAAAAAUCACACUUCCUGUACCCCCACACGUUUCGUUUGUUAUAAUAAUUUAUUUAAGUAGCGUCAUUAUAAGUAAGUAUUGAUAUUGUAUAUUACCAAGUACCAACCCUCUCAAUUAUUAUGUUACCAUUCGCUUCGACAAUGCUUGUUGCUAAUUUUUCUUUGUACAUUUUAUUAUCAUUGUUAUUGUUAUUUACAUCAUUUGUACUACGACACUGUUGUUCAUAUAAAAACCUAAACUUAUAUAAAACGAUUGAUGAUACGUAUACAAUAAUAAAUUUACAUUAUA